AGUCUGUAGGAACGAGACAACCACAGUCAGGGAUGAAUGGACCAGGUGAUGGUAGAAGAUAGAAACUUCUGUCUGAUUGAACUAAAGAGGCCUCACAGUCACACUGACCUGUUGUAGUGCAUCACAGAGUUGUAGUCAUAAGGAGUUCCCAGGUUCAGAGUGUUGAUCUUAUUAAAGUUAUAUUCCAUACCUGCAGCACAGGGAGCAACACAGUAGCACAGAGUAGUUCAUCAACAUGUACUGAAGUAUCAAUAAUAAAAAUAAAGAUUCACAGUGCAGCAUGUUAUGAAGUGUUAUUGGUGAUUUCCUUCUAAUACGUCAGGAAGAUUUGAAAUGAGAAUAAAUCUCCAUGUGAGUUAAGUUUUCAGCGGUGAGCUGAUGAUCAGUCCAGGGCUCUGCAGCGUACCAGGGAUGACGUUCUGCAGCAGAAUCUGGACGUGCUGGUCCCGGUCGGAGCGACACUGCUCAUGGUCAAAGCCCAGAACGUGGAGCAGCUCAUGUUGGGUUGCUCCAAAAUAAAUGCAACCUGCAGAGUUUAGUGACACGGUCUGUUGACCUCCAAUACGACCCACAUAGGAGUAGCAUCUAUAGAAACCAUGGAGAACAGGGAGAACAUCAGUGGAGACAAGCACGUGUUAGGUAGGUUUAGUGUUGGGUGUAUGAGGUGUAGCAGUGGAGAAGCAACAGAAUAAGGUUUACUGGUGUUACUGGUCAAGGACAUAACUAUUCCAUCACUUACCCACUGAGAGACUGUAUGUAGAUGUAGUCUGUCUGGUUUGUGUAGGGGAUGAAGCGAAUGCAGGUGGAGUUGGAGAAGGAGUUGAGGCCACUUGUGAUGACACUAAGCUGCUUGGCGGCUGGAGGUUGAAACGCAAACACAAAAACAAAGCCACACUAAUGUUAAAUGUAUUUCCAGCGGUAGAGUGAUGCACAUUUAGUGAUGGAUCAUGUCAAGACAGAUUUACUGUAGCUCUUGGCGAUGACAUAGGGAAUAUAAACGUUGCCAUCACAGGCUUUAGGCCACAUGCAGCCAGUCUGAGUGCAGGGGUCAGCGUUCCUGUGGUUGGGAACAGCGAUGUCGCCUCGCAGCUGGAAGCCAUCUUGGAUGGGGUCUGCAGAGAGGACGUGGACGUCACACACCACAAAUGUCAGGAGCAUUAAAUAACAGCUGGCUUCCAGCAGCUGCUGGUCUGUUGGGGAUUCGAACCCUCACCCACAAACCUAGACCUCAUGGAGCCAGUCAAAAACUGAAUCUAUAUGUGAUGAUGUAAUGAAUGAGACUCACUGAGGUUUCUGUUGGCUCUGCCCAGCAGUUCUGAGACGGACAGGCCUCCCUCAGCUUCUGUGUCACUGUCUGCACCUGCUCUGUUCACAACCUGCGCCAGAAAAGACACAAAAGUGUUUCUGUGGCGUCGCUGAACAACCAGAGCAGAACGUGUUGGAUCUCACAGACUCACCAUGGCUUCGGUCCAGGCUGAGACUGCAAACAGAACCAGGAGACCCAGGAUGCUCUUCAUGGCUGCCAUGUGACCAACGAGCUGCAGACUGAAACACAACAGUCAGGUUGAAGCAGCAGCAGCUGUAGUAGUAGGAUCAGUAACAGUCACUGAGCUUCAGCUCUUCACUGCAGGGAGCAAAGUAGGAGAUGUGACGUUGAGAAGGCUCUGCUCAUCCUCUUUUAUAGCAGAACCAGCAGAGGAUGAGCUGUGCAGGUCAGCAGCACAGCCUGAUGUUUACUUCCUAACUCACACCCUCAACACACAGGUACUAAUCUACAGACUCAUGGGAGGAGGUCCAGGUUGGGAGCUGGUUUGAUGGACAGACGACCCCUCAGCAACUGGGACAAGAUAUGAGUAUGGAAUACAGCUUCAACAAGAUUAACACUUUGAACCUGGGAACUCCUUAUGACUACAACUCUGUGAUGCACUACAACAGACUGGCUUUCUCCAAGGACAAUGUGACUCCCACUAUUGUGGCUAUUCCCAACCCCAACACUGUGUUUGGCACAGCCACACAGAUGAGCCAGAACGACAUCGACCGCAUCAACCUGCUGUACUGCUCCAAGAAGCUACGCUGACCUUCUUUUGACCUGACUCAUUUGAUUAUCAUAAUGGCUUGAACAUUAUGUCCCAGUAAAAAAGGUAUAUUUAUUUUCUAAUGAUUCAUUGGCUGAAAAGUUUUCAAGAAUUUGGUCCCAUUGAUGAUCAUUUUUUUCAAUAAAUGUUGAACUGGAAAAAGUUUUGUCCUCAUUAAUAUUUUUCUCUAUUUCAUCUUACAACAAUCACAUUAAAAUAACUUGUGCAGUUCUGCCCUCUUUUAAGUGCAUUUUUCAUGAUUUAGUAUCAUGGUUGAGUUUAAAAAUUGCAAAUUCCUCAGUCUGGGUUAUUUCACUUUUUUUUAAUUGUGAAACAUACAGUAAAUAGGAUUAUUUUCGGAGACUUCUUAAUGACUUCAGACAACCAAAUAAUGAAGCUAUAGCAGACCUUGCUGUGACACAGGUGUAGUCUGCCACCGUCCAACAGGCAUCACCACCGCCUGGAGUGUUGUGCGAAUGGGUGGCAGGUGUACUUUAUGUGGGUGAUUAUGUGACUGGUAUUAAACCGCGACUGAGACGGACUCCAGUCGCUGGUGAGUAGUUGCACCAUAAGCGGAAGCCAAUUGUUUUUUUCCCUUGGGUACCAGUACUAAGACUGGUUUUGUAACAAUUGCUGCUGCCAGCUGAUGCACCUACAUACCUACAAUAACUCUAGCAAAAAGUACUUCACGAUUUUUUUCAUUCACAAACUUAACACUGAGCCACACUGGGACUGAAACACUUACGUUCGUGUUGCACUUGUGAUACAGACAGAAAACCUCAUGUGCUGCUUAAAGGUGUGACAGAAUCAAAUGACACUGAGAUUUUAGAGACCUUACCAACAAUAAAGCAUUACAUGAGCUUAAUUCAUUCUAACUUCCUUUUUUUCUGCUCUUAUUUUAGGCUUAAUUUCCAAGAAUGUAUAUAUAUAUUAUAUAUAGAAUACAACCUUAUGGUAAAAAUGUAAAGCAAUGUCUGAACGUUUUUUUGUUAGAUUCUGUUGUGCUUCUCUUAGUGCAGAAACAUGAUGCAUCUGGCUCUCGGCUGUUGCAGGAUGCAGGGGCGGCCUCGUCCUCCAUACGUUGAACUGGUCUGCGCUAAACUCUGGCUCAUACAGCUAACCACGAAUAUCAGACAGUGCUGUAGAACUCACUGUCUUCAAAUUAAUCUAUAGUGGGACCUCUGGCCAUUGAAUAUUAGUACUGUAAGUGUAUGCGAGGAAAAACAAUGGUGGACUGAGCAGUUGGGCUCCAGCAGGAGGUCCCCGCCCCCUCUAUGACUGGCCCGCCCCAUGUCCAACUAGCCCCGCCCCUCCGAGACUAGCCCCGCCCCUCUCAGCCUGACCGUUGCUGGGGCAGGUACAGAGAAAACCAGGAAGCACUAGUUGUAGUCUGUGAGCCCAGAGCAAACAAUCCACCAGGGUGUGUUGGAGGAGGAAUGAAUAAAUGAUAAUUUCUCAGCAAAGAAAAUAUGGAGGAAUAUGAGUGUCCUAUCAUUCUUAAAUUCUACCUGAGAUCGUUUUGGUCAACCCCCUGAGCUUGUGUGUUUAAUAUUACUGUGGCUACAUGCUUGUGGUUACAGUUUGCAUUUUUGGAUCAUGUCUACAGACUGUUUGUUUUCGUUCUCCACCUCUACAAAACAACAGAAAACCUCUGUGGUGGACGUCCACUUUGUUGGUCCACAGACCAAACCACAUGUAAAAACACCACACACAUAUAUUGCAAGUG
Betta splendens (Siamese fighting fish) is the source of this 3801-nucleotide messenger RNA. Its product is annotated as high choriolytic enzyme 1-like. Gene Ontology annotation, molecular function: metalloendopeptidase activity. The transcript has 3 exons. The coding region runs from base 1850 to 2077 and encodes 75 amino acids. Lineage: Eukaryota; Metazoa; Chordata; Actinopteri; Anabantiformes; Osphronemidae. Gene Ontology annotation, biological process: proteolysis. The record is from RefSeq and is a predicted model, not a curated record.